Molecule: messenger RNA, 1706 nt
Organism: Colletotrichum acutatum
Lineage: Eukaryota; Fungi; Ascomycota; Sordariomycetes; Glomerellales; Glomerellaceae
Product: zinc-binding dehydrogenase
Exons: 3
Coding region: 215-1300 (361 amino acids)
Cellular component (GO): cytoplasm
Molecular function (GO): alcohol dehydrogenase (NAD+) activity; zinc ion binding
Source: RefSeq, a predicted model, not a curated record
GCGGUAAGGGCUCUAGCCCGGCCGCCACGGCGUUAAAUACAACAACAACAACAACAACAUCUUGGAGGUAGCGGGGAAAUCUCGACCUACAUCAUAGAUCUUCCUCGAGCGGUACUAGUUCGGUUGGUCUCAACUUCAACUUAACACGCCAGUCUUUAAAGUACAGCUUUGUGUAUACUUAUCUUAUUCUUAUCUCAUUCGACGAAGCACAAUUAUGGAGACACACCGAGCUGCUAUCUUGACUUCGCCUCAAGGCUCGGAUGGGAAGCCUACGUUUGCGGUGCGGGAUGAACCGCGCCCAGUUCCAGGACCGAAUGAAGUCCUUAUCCGCCUAUCAGUAACGGGUCUCUGUGGUUCCGAUCUCGGUAUGGCCAUGGGCCAUUUCGGACCCCUCGACAGGAAGAUCCUCGGCCACGAGGGAGUCGGUCGCAUCGCUGCCCUAGGUUCUAACAUUGCGGCCCUCGACCCUUCGGUCCAAGUUGGACAGCGUGUGGGUGUCGCUUGGACCCGCGACACGUGCGGCAAUUGCGAGGCCUGCGUCGACCUUGUCAAUGAGGGUGAGACGCGUUGUGAAAAGACUCUCCAUUCUGGUAGAGCGUACGAUGGCACGUUUGCUCAGUAUACGCUUGCGCCCCUGCGGUACUUGGCGAGGCUCCCUGCUCAGUUUGACGACGUGCCUGACGAGGAGGUUGCGCCCAUCCUUUGUGCGGGCGUAACGGCUUAUAAGGCAAUUAAAAAUUGCCAUGUUACGCCAGGCUCAUGGUUUGCCAUCUCAGGAGCCGGAGGAGGCGUAGGCGCCUUGGGCGUCGCGUAUGCCCGUGCCAUGGGCUACCGCGUCAUUGGCGUCGAUGCCGGCCCGGAGAAGGGUGAGAUCUGUAAAGACCAGGGAGCCGAGGUCUACAUCGAUGUUACUGAGCCUGGAACUCUGGCUGAGAAAGUCAGAAAGGCGACCGGAGGCUAUGGCGCAAAGGCAGUAGUGGUCGCGGCUACGGCUACUCCUGCUUAUCAGGAUGCCUUUGAGUUGUUGGCGCCGUUUGGAACGCUGAUGUGUGUUGGCAUUCUGCCUUGGGAGGCGAAAGUAAACUUUAAUCCCAUCUGGCUUAUUGGAAAGGGUUGGAAGAUCUUGAGCUCCUCUGUUGGAUCGCGUGCCGAUAUUCUUGAGGCAUUGGAGUUUGUCAGACGACGUGUGGUCGUUCCCAACGUCCAUGUGGGCAAGAUCGACGACUUGGAGGAAUUAGUGCAGACUAUGCACGGCGGUCAGCUGAAGGGCAAGUGGGUUCUGAAGCUGGACUCAGCAUGAUGGACGGGCCCAUGGUCCUUCAUACAACUUUGGUUGACAGAUUUCCGGAGCGUUGGGUAAUAUCAAAUAAGCGAAUAUACAGCUUCUUUAGAUAAUAUCGUAGGUUGGAUAAUGGAGGUCAAUUGACGAAAGGUAAUGUACAAUGGCAUCCCUUCCUGUCAGGUCUUCUUUUGGGCCAAUGCCUUUGGGAGCAUUGGUUCCUAGCGAACACUGAAACAUGCCAACCUCCAAGGCCAGCCAAUAACUGCUCAGACGUAAGCAACUCCAAUAGAAGUCAACAAGUGACUACCAAGAUAAGAGUACAGUAGGCAGUCAGGACAGAGUUGAACUGAAAAUCCCGCACAAUUGUUUAACCCUUUGCCUCGGGAGAUUUUAGAGUUCAACUUAAUUAAGCUAAAACUCCUUC